UAGAAUAGAUUGUUUUCACAUUGCUCUAAAUGUUUGAGAUGCUUGUGAAACUUGAGUGGUGCACGUUUCGUCUUUGCAAAAGUGUUCGCUAGCUAGCUUAGCCAGCUAGCCAUAGCAUCACAUUCCUGUCAUGUUUGUAGUACAAAUACACUGUAGGGAGAGUUUAGCUGGCUGCAGCAGUCAGAGGACAGCUGAGCUCAGCGGAGACACUGACAGAUACACAGCUCUAAUUUAAACCUUGCUGUGGAGUGAAGCGAACCACCACAGCACGAAAUCAAGGUUAUGAUAUCAGCAAGUUGGCUCACAUGGGAGCACAUGAAGAGGAUUCUGUGCUGCCGCAGACAUUGACUAGGCGCGUGGUUCUUCACCAAAUAGGAAGAUGGAGAAGAUGUCACGGGUUACGACAGCCCUCAGCAGCAGUGCCGUCAGUGGCCGAACUAUGUUCUGCCACUUGGACGCUCCUGCCAACGCCAUCAGCGUGUGCCGUGACGCCACGCAGGUGGUGGUGGCCGGCCGCAACAUCUUCAAGAUCUACGCACUGGAGGAGGAGCAAUUCAUGGAGAAGCUAAAUCUACGCGUCGGCCGCAAACCCUCUCUCAACUUCAGCUGUGCAGAUGUUAUGUGGCACCAGAUGGAGGAGAACCUGCUGGCCACGGCUGCCACCAAUGGGGCGGUGGUCACCUGGAACCUGGGAAAACCCUCCCGUAACAAGCAGGACCAGCUGUUCACUGAGCACAAACGCACCGUGAACAAGGUGUGCUUCCACCCAACAGAGGUUUACAUGCUGCUAAGUGGCUCACAGGACGGAUUCAUGAAGUGCUUCGACUUGCGCAAAAAAGAGUCUGUCAGCACUUUCUCAGGUCAGUCAGAAAGUGUAAGGGAUGUCCAGUUCAGCAUGAAGGAUUAUUUCACAUUUGCUGCAUCCUUUGAGAAUGGCAAUGUCCAACUGUGGGACAUCAGGCGUCCAGACCGAUACGAGCGCAUGUUUACUGCCCACACUGGUCCCGUGUUCUGCUGUGACUGGCACCCUGAUGACAGAGGAUGGCUGGCUACUGGAGGCAGAGACAAGAUGGUGAAGGUGUGGGACAUGACCACUAACCGAGCCAAAGAGAUCUAUUGUGUACAGACGAUUGCCUCAGUGGCUCGUGUCAAGUGGCGGCCUGAGAGGAAGUUUCAUUUAGCCACCUGCUCCAUGAUGGUGGAUCACAACAUCUAUGUGUGGGAUGUCCGCAGACCUUUCAUUCCCUUCGCCACCUUUGAGGAACACAAAGAUGUGACCACCGGUAUUGUGUGGCGCCACCAGCAUGACCCUCACUUCCUGCUUUCUGGCUCUAAGGACAGCACGCUCUACCAGCACAUGUUCAAGGACGCCACUCGUCCCGUGAACAAGGCCAACCCCGAGGGUCUGUGCUUCGGACUGUUCGGUGACUUGGCGUUUGCAGCCAAGGAAAGUCUGAUCAGCAGCGAUUCCAACAGAAAGCCUUACCUUGGAGGCGACCGUCGCUACCCCAUCUUUUUCUUCAAGAAGCCUGACCAGACAGAACAGUUUGCCCAUGUGUCCAGUGCGCUUAGCGUCUUUGAGACGGAUUUGGACAGUAACCGCAUGGACUGGUUUGUCAAGACAGCACAACUCUACCUCCUCAGUGGGAAGCCGUUUGCUGAGCUGUGUGAUCACAAUGCCAAGGUGGCGCGGGAGCUCAAAAGACCUCAGGUUUCCACAACAUGGACCAUGUUGAGAAUCAUGUUCUCCGACCCCGCAAACCUCACAACUCCCGGUCCAAACCACAACCUCAGUAAAUUGGGCACCUUGCCUCUAAUGAACAGUUUCAGCAUGAAGGAAAUGGGUUCAGGGAUGGGCACAGAGAGCAGACUGGAGCGCAGUAAAGGUGAGAGCAGGCAGGACAACAUCCACCUGGACCCGGGAAACUCGCACAUCAGCAAUAAUAAUGAAGAAAAUGAGGAGACAGAAGGCAGCGAGGGCCAGGCCGAGUAUAUGUUUGGCGAUGCGGAGUUAGAUGACGAUGACCUCUACUCUAUGGAGCACGAUAACCAAACCGAGGAGCAGGAGUACACACUUCCCCAGGAGGCCUUCCAGCUGCGCCACGAGAUCAUGGAUAACCCGUCAGCCCCGGAGCACCUUCAGCAGGACAAGGCUGACUCCCCGCACGUCAGCGGUAAUGAGGCGGAAGUCACCUGUCUGACGCCCAUCGAGUCCUUCUCGCUCAUCUCCAUUUCCCAGCCGCUGUACAGCCCACAUCUACCUGCCAGCUUCUUCUGUCCCAUUGUGCGGGAGAUGUUGAGCUACUACGCUGAGCAGGGCGACGUGCAGAUGGCCGUGUCUGUGCUCAUCGUCUUGGGGGACCGGAUUCGUAAAGACAUCGAUGACCUCACCCAGGAGCACUGGUACAUGUCCUAUAUAGACCUGCUGCAGCGGUUCGAGUUGUGGAAUGUGUCAAACGAGGUCAUCAAGUUGAGCACAUGCAGCGCCAUCACCUGCCUGAACCAGACGUCCACGACGCUGCACAUCAACUGCAGCAACUGCAAGCGGCCAAUGAGCAACAAGGGCUGGAUCUGUGACAGGUGCCACCAGUGUGCCAGUGUGUGUGCCGUGUGCCACCACGUGGUGAAGGGGAUGUUUGUGUGGUGUCAGGGCUGCAGCCACGGAGGACAUCUGGAGCACAUUAUGAACUGGCUCAAGAGCAGCGCCCACUGUCCUGCUGGCUGCGGUCACCUGUGUGAGUACACCUGAGCUCACCAGAAACACCGUUCACACAGUUGGUGCUCUGUGGGAGUGGGAACCAGUCCUCACACCAGCCUGGAUCUCUCACACACACGCACACCACAGACAAACAGGAUGUCUUUGUUCCACCACGUGGGACUGGAGCGAUCUGUCACUGUGGAACUACGGAACUACGUGUGUGUUUGAGUCAACGGGGGACGAGGUGUGUAUGCGCUCUCCUGGACAGCCAUUCAAGAGCAAACACAAUCACAUUUGGAUUCAUACUUGUGCUGAUGGAUUUGUAUAUAAGCAGAUGUUACAAUAGGUAUCCAGAUAAUAUAACAAUAUUUUUGUGAAUUCGCAUUUUACAUUGUUUUUAAACCCUGCAGUAAAAUCCUGAAGGCUGUGCAGGACGAACUGUCUGAAGUGGAUUGUUAAUGUUUGUACAUAAUGCUUGGAAGAUGCUGUAGAUAAUGUUGAAUUAAUUUAUAUGAGAAAUAACACUAUUCAAGCAAUACAUAUUGUUCUCACACUUGAACUUGUCCUGGACCAGUGAAGUCUGUUUUGUCACCUACAUUGUGAUGUAUGUGUACAUUUUGAAGUAUCGCAUUUUAAAAGCUUAUUGGAAAAAACGUCCCUGAUUUCACAAAAAAGUUUUACACUCGC
This is a messenger RNA of Acanthopagrus latus (yellowfin seabream), 3385 nucleotides long. RefSeq names its product WD repeat domain 24 (gene wdr24). NCBI's taxonomy places the organism in Eukaryota, Metazoa, Chordata, Actinopteri, Spariformes, Sparidae. The record is from RefSeq and is a predicted model, not a curated record. Gene Ontology annotation, biological process: positive regulation of TOR signaling. The transcript has 11 exons. The coding region runs from base 380 to 2749 and encodes 789 amino acids. Gene Ontology annotation, molecular function: protein binding.